AUGGGACGCCUCACCUACUUUGGGCUCUGCCUUCUUAGCAUUCUGGUCUCCAAUCCUUUCCAAGAAGUUGGGGCUGACACCUGUGCCAGAGAGUGGCUGCAGAACCAGGGCAACUGCUAUGCCUAUUUCGAUACUAAACUGAGCUGGCAUGAGGCAGAGAUUGAGUGCCAGAGCUAUGGCCGCGGGGCCCAUCUUGCCUCAAUCCUCACCAAGGCAGAGACUCUUCUGGUGGCUCAACACAUCUCCACUUACCAGCGAAAACUAAGUGAAGUCUGGAUUGGGCUCCAUGAUGUCCGUGAGAGCAAAAGAUGGAGGUGGGCUGAUGAAUCGACCUACAACUACAAGGCCUGGAUGAGCCAGCAGCCAGACAACUAUGGUGGUCGUGAGCACUGUGUGGAGCUCCGACAUUCCACAGGUUUUAAGGAGUGGAACGAUGUUCAGUGCGAGAAACGAAACACCUACAUCUGCAAGCACGAACUCUAG
Molecule: messenger RNA, 483 nt
Organism: Elgaria multicarinata webbii
Lineage: Eukaryota; Metazoa; Chordata; Lepidosauria; Squamata; Anguidae
Product: C-type lectin LmsL-like
Exons: 5
Coding region: 1-483 (160 amino acids)
Molecular function (GO): signaling receptor activity
Source: RefSeq, a predicted model, not a curated record